Molecule: messenger RNA, 933 nt
Organism: Penicillium odoratum
Lineage: Eukaryota; Fungi; Ascomycota; Eurotiomycetes; Eurotiales; Aspergillaceae
Product: alpha/beta hydrolase
Exons: 4
Coding region: 1-933 (310 amino acids)
Cellular component (GO): membrane
Molecular function (GO): palmitoyl-(protein) hydrolase activity
Source: RefSeq, a predicted model, not a curated record
AUGUCACAAUCACCUCCUCCACCUCCAUCGUGGAGCAUAAGCAGCAUGGCCAACAACGCAGUGCAGUUUCUUCGUUUGCCAGUACUGGCAUCCUCUGGCCUAGCUGUGGUCGCAAGUGGAGUCCUGUAUUUUAAGCAAAAUGAAGUGGUCUAUCCUCGCAAUGUCCCCGUUGAUGCGCGAACCAAUGUGCCGAGUCCCCGUCAAUUUGGCAUCACCAAUUUCGAAGAACUUCAAAUCCCGACACCCGAUGGAGAAUCCCUUCAUGCUCUAUUCCUGCGACAGUCCGAGGGGCGCUUCAAGCGCAAUCUUACGGUGAUGAUGUUUCAUGGAAAUGCAGGAAAUAUUGGCCACCGUGUCCCCAUCGCCAAAGCAAUCCAGGAUACGCUGCAGUGCAAUGUCUUUAUGCUUGAAUACCGGGGAUACGGAAAGUCCACUGGCACACCGGACGAAGUGGGCCUGAAGAUUGAUGCUCAGACUGGCUUGGACUACUUGCGACAGCGCCCGGAAACGAGAGACACAAAGCUGGUCAUCUAUGGACAGAGCUUGGGUGGCUCUGUUGCCAUCAACCUCGUCGCUACCAACCAAGACCAGGGUGAUAUUGCAGGGCUAAUUUUGGAGAACACUUUCCUCAGUAUCCGAAAGCUAAUUCCCUCUAUUAUGCCUCCAGCGCGGUACCUUGCACGCUUCUGUCACCAGACCUGGCAAAGUGAGGACUGGCUGCCUAAGAUUGCCAAGAUUCCAAUUCUUUUCAUGAGUGGACUUAAAGAUGAACUUGUGCCGCCUUCCCAUAUGACUGGAUUAUUCGCACUCUGCAAGUCAGAGACCAAGGUCUGGCGCACUUUGCCAAACGGAGCUCACAAUGACUCGGUGGCCGAGCCGGGCUACUUUGAGCACAUCCAUGACUUCAUUACCGAAGAAGUUAUGGAAAAGUAA